Messenger RNA from Entamoeba invadens IP1, 384 nucleotides. RefSeq lists its product as hypothetical. The record is from RefSeq and is a predicted model, not a curated record. NCBI's taxonomy places the organism in Eukaryota, Evosea, Mastigamoebida, Endamoebidae. The transcript has a single exon. Bases 1 to 384 code for a protein of 127 amino acids.
AUGGAGAACGAAAACGAAUUUGGUGAAUAUAAGGAACAUUUUGAUGAAUUUAUUAACUCUUUGACUGCUCAAAAGGCUGAUUCACAGAAGGAACUUGAGAAGGAGAGAGCAAUGAAACAAAAACCCGACAAAGAAACUCAAAAACUUAGAGUUAAAGUCACCGAUUCAGAAGCUAAAUUGGCAGACGCCGGUGCUACUGGAGCUUCUAUUGCUAAAUUGAAAGCGAAACAGAAAAGGAAGAAGCACAAGACGCAGCUGCUAAAGCUAAGAAACAAGCUAAACAGUAUGCCAGAAAGGUUGAAGAGGCUGAGAGAAAGCUUGCAGAAUUCGAACAGAAAGAGUCUACAUUCAACACUCAUAUUGGUAAGACACAAGCCGAUUUGA